CUUACAAGUCCUUUCACUCUCACUCUCUUGACGUUUUAACCAAAACAAAUUACUCAUCAUGUCCAAGAUCAAGAUUGGCAUCAAUGGAUUCGGAAGGAUCGGCCGCUUGGUGGCCAGGGUUGCUCUCCAGAGAGAUGACAUUGAGCUCGUCGCUGUCAACGAUCCUUUCAUCAACGUCGAAUACAUGAGCUACAUGUUUAAGUACGACACUGUUCACGGGCAAUGGAAGCACCACGAGCUUAAGGUUAAGGAUGAUAAGACCCUUCUCUUUGGUGACAAGCCCGUCAAAGUUUUCGCUUCUAGGGAUCCCGAACAGAUCCCGUGGGGGGAAGCAGGUGCGGAAUUUGUGGUCGAGUCCACCGGAGUUUUCACCGAUAAGGAAAAAGCCUCUCUGCACUUAAAGGGUGGUGCAAAGAAGGUUAUCAUUUCUGCCCCAAGUAAGGAUGCCCCAAUGUUUGUUGUGGGUGUCAAUGAGAAGGAGUACAAGCCAGAUCUUGACAUUGUCUCCAACGCCAGCUGCACUACCAACUGUCUUGCCCCAUUGGCAAAGGUUAUCCAUGACAAGUUUGGUAUUGUGGAGGGUCUUAUGACUACCGUCCAUUCUAUAACUGCCACCCAAAAGACUGUCGAUGGACCGUCAAUGAAAGACUGGAGAGGUGGCAGAGCUGCUGCUACCAACAUCAUUCCCAGCAGUACUGGAGCUGCCAAGGCCGUGGGGAAAGUGCUGCCUGCAUUGAACGGGAAGUUGACGGGAAUGGCAUUCCGCGUUCCCACGGUGGAUGUUUCGGUGGUUGAUCUCACGGUGAGACUUGAGAAGAAGGCCACUUACGACGAGAUCAAAAAUGCCAUCAAGAAAGAAUCAGAGGGCAGCCUGAAGGGAAUCCUUGGAUACACGGACGAAGAUGUGGUGUCGACGGACUUUGUGGGUGAUAACCGGUCGAGCAUUUUCGAUGCCAAGGCUGGUAUUGCUUUGAACGACAACUUUGUGAAGCUUGUGUCUUGGUAUGACAACGAGUGGGGUUACAGCUCACGAGUUAUUGACUUGAUCCGUCACAUUGCCUCGGUUAAAUAGACAACUCGACCAUUUCUCGGGAUUAAUUAGGAGGCAGGGCAGCUUAAGCUUGUUUUCGGAAUAAUCGAUCAUCUCUGCGGGUGACAGUUUUGUAGGGGACUGGUUCCAAGAGCGUUAGAAGCUUUAGUUUUAGU
Messenger RNA from Malus domestica (apple), 1206 nucleotides. RefSeq names its product glyceraldehyde-3-phosphate dehydrogenase, cytosolic. Gene Ontology annotation, cellular component: cytosol. NCBI's taxonomy places the organism in Eukaryota, Viridiplantae, Streptophyta, Magnoliopsida, Rosales, Rosaceae. Gene Ontology annotation, biological process: glucose metabolic process; glycolytic process. The record is from RefSeq and is a predicted model, not a curated record. Gene Ontology annotation, molecular function: NADP binding; NAD binding; glyceraldehyde-3-phosphate dehydrogenase (NAD+) (phosphorylating) activity.